CUCGCCAGACACUUUAUCCAGUCAUUAUGGACUACAAGAUUGCUGCCGUCAUCUGUGCUGUGCUGCUGUCUGCUACUUUAUUACAAGGAGCUGCUAUACCUCGAGGGAAUCGCUGUCUGUGCACCAAAUUUUCUAAGAAACUCAAAAUAAAGGCAGUUGAAAAGUUGGAGAUUUAUCCCAGAAGUUCUACAUGUGAAAAUGUUGAAUACAUGGCAUUUCUAAAAAAACGAAGUGUUCCCAUAUGUGUCAGUCCUGACUUAAAAGAAGUAAAGGCUCUUCUGAGAAAAACCAAUCGGCAUCUCAAGCAUAUUAAAGUGAUACACCACCAAUGAAUGUGAGCAUGCAUGGAAGAUCAUACUGACCAUCUGAAUAGCUUUUACAGUUAUUUGUUGCUGUUAUUAUUAUUGAUCAUUAAUUCAUUAUUCAUGAUCAAUAAUAAUGAUUCCAAACAUUUUGUGUUUCCUUUUGUUCACAAUUUAAAAAUGAAAUCUCAUUCUCCAAUUGUUAUAAUUUAUUAAGGAUUCUGCAUGUAGAUAUAUCGUAUAUGUGUAAAUAUACAAUUAUGUGUAAAUAAUAUGUAAAUAGUGUACAAAAUGCAAUGUAAAAUAUUCAUCAUAUGCAUUUUAUACUAAAAACUGUUUUCCUUGUUUUGGCU
Hyla sarda is the source of this 655-nucleotide messenger RNA. RefSeq names its product C-X-C motif chemokine 10-like. NCBI's taxonomy places the organism in Eukaryota, Metazoa, Chordata, Amphibia, Anura, Hylidae. Gene Ontology annotation, biological process: inflammatory response; cellular response to lipopolysaccharide; antimicrobial humoral immune response mediated by antimicrobial peptide. The record is from RefSeq and is a predicted model, not a curated record. Gene Ontology annotation, cellular component: extracellular region. The transcript is spliced from 4 exons. Bases 27 to 332 code for a protein of 101 amino acids. Gene Ontology annotation, molecular function: chemokine activity; CXCR chemokine receptor binding.